AGUAUUGUGCGGUAAAGUGUCGUGUUUGCGUGCUAAUUCGUGUUGAGUCAUGUCACUGCUUUUAUUGAACACAAUUGGUGUGAUCACAAGGAAACCUCUCGUGGAAAUUGGCACUCGACUCUUGUCUUCCAUGGCUGAAGCGUUGAAAACUCAUGGCGUCGUGCCGGACGUUAUAGACAAAGUUCCGCAAAAUGUGCUGAACGUAACCUAUCCAAAUAAACUUACCGUUGAUAUUGGCAAAGUAUUGACUCCAACGCAGGUUAAAGAUCCACCUACCGUUACGUGGGACGCUGAUGCGAACGGAUAUUACACUGUUUGCAUGACUGACCCUGAUGCACCGAGUCGUAAGGAACCAAAAUUCCGCGAAUGGCAUCAUUGGCUGGUAGGAAAUAUUCCUGGUUCAGACAUUUCGAAAGGGGAAGUUCUUUCCGAAUACGUCGGCUCGGGUCCGCCAAAAGACACAGGGCUUCAUCGUUACGUGUUCCUGUUGUACAAACAGCCAGCAAAGCUGACGUUCGACGAGCCUCGACUGACCAAUCGAAGCGCGGACAAUCGGGGAAAAUUUUCAAUAAGGAAAUUCGCCGCGAAGUAUAAACUUGGUGAUCCUAUCGCCGGGAACAUGUACCAAGCGGAAUUCGACGACUACGUGCCGCUCCUGUAUAAACAAUUGGGAGCUUAAAGCUAUCAACGUUGUACAGACAGUUUUGUAAACCGUGAUACG
Habropoda laboriosa is the source of this 721-nucleotide messenger RNA. Its product is annotated as protein D2-like. The record is from RefSeq and is a predicted model, not a curated record. NCBI's taxonomy places the organism in Eukaryota, Metazoa, Arthropoda, Insecta, Hymenoptera, Apidae. The transcript is spliced from 3 exons. The coding region runs from base 50 to 679 and encodes 209 amino acids.